Molecule: messenger RNA, 876 nt
Organism: Xylaria bambusicola
Lineage: Eukaryota; Fungi; Ascomycota; Sordariomycetes; Xylariales; Xylariaceae
Product: NAD(P)-binding protein
Exons: 2
Coding region: 1-876 (291 amino acids)
Cellular component (GO): mitochondrion
Molecular function (GO): protein-containing complex binding
Source: RefSeq, a predicted model, not a curated record
AUGUCAGCCGCGAAGAGGAUCGUAGUGUGCGGAGGCAAUGGUUUCCUAGGGUCAAGGAUAUGCAAGAAUGCAGUACAGCGAGGAUGGGACGUGACAUCAAUUAGCCGCUCGGGGGCGCCGAAAUGGGACGCCGUCACGUCUUCCGCAACACCACCAGCAUGGUCUCACAAAGUGACCUGGGAGCGCGGCGACAUCUUGCGGCCAGCGACCUAUGCGCCGCUACUCAAGGGGGCCAACUUUGUCGUGCACAGCAUGGGGAUUCUGCUAGAAGCUGAUUACAAAGGUGUGCUGCGCGGGCAGGAGUCGCCCAUCUCGGGGCUGCGAAAGGCCUUCACCGCCGCGCCGCAGCCAGGGAACCCGCUCGAGCGCCGCGUCAGCGAGGCCGACGGCGACAUACGGCCGCCCGAGACCCGCGAGCAGCUCACGUACGAGAACAUGAACCGCGACAGCGCCAUCAUGCUGGCCAAGGAGGCGGCCCAGGAGAACGCGGCGGCCUUUGUCUACAUCUCGGCGGCUGGCGGGGCGCCCGUGCUGCCGGCUCGGUACAUUUCUACGAAACGAGAGGCUGAGAGUACGAUUGCGAGGGAAUUCCCCGGCAUGCGAAACAUAUUCGUUCGCCCGCCCUUUCUGUACGAUAGCUCGCGGCCAAUCACGAUGCCCAUGGCCGCGAUGACGGGAGUCGGGGCCGCUUUCAACGGCAUCACGGGUGGUAUCUUUGGUAACCUUAUGGGUGCUGCCGGGGUCAAGCCGCUCAAGGUGGACGUUGUGGCAGAGGCUGUUGUACAGGCACUCCAUGAUGAGGCGGUCAAGGGUCCGGUAGAAGUACCUGAAAUCGAGCAACUUGCUGAGAAAGCUUGGAGGAGCAAAAUGCUCUAA